Haliotis rufescens (red abalone) is the source of this 3654-nucleotide messenger RNA. Its product is annotated as hemicentin-1-like. Gene Ontology annotation, biological process: dendrite self-avoidance; axon guidance; homophilic cell-cell adhesion. Bases 118 to 3654 code for a protein of 1178 amino acids. Gene Ontology annotation, cellular component: axon; plasma membrane. The transcript is spliced from 33 exons. Lineage: Eukaryota; Metazoa; Mollusca; Gastropoda; Lepetellida; Haliotidae. The record is from RefSeq and is a predicted model, not a curated record. Gene Ontology annotation, molecular function: cell-cell adhesion mediator activity.
UGAUUGAGCUCAAUUGAUAUCCCCGACGCACGUCGUUAUCAGCAGUGUAUGUCCCUUGAUAUAGCGCCCGCCCAGACAGAAACCUAUGUCACUUAAGCUACACGCUACAGGGGAGCGAUGCAGACUCACGUAGCUGCAUUGAUAGUGGUCAUUGUGAAUAUUGGAUGCACCAGAGUUGCAGUAGGCGAGGGCCCCUGGUGUUAUGACUGUGACAAGGCUGUGAAACCUGCUUCUUGUGGGGAGAUUAUCAAGUGCAAAGACGACGAACAAUGCUAUGCGUCAUCGACAGGUGUCAGUCCAACACAGUACACGGCAGGGUGCAGAAAGAAACAGCUAUGUCAAGGUACAGGGUCGGUGGCAGGCGGGAGCAGCCCGCACGGGUGUGAGGAAUGUUGUAUCGGCGACCACUGCAACUCCAAGCUGUGUGGCGGACUCCCUGUUCCUAUGGGAGGUAGCCGACUGUGUCUGCAGUGCGAGGCAGUUCGCCAUCCCAGCCAGUGCUCCACAGUGUCCAAGUGUGGCCAGGAUAAGUAUUGCUCUAUUUGGAAGAGGUACAAGUUUCAAUUGACGUUCUAUGACCUUGGUUGUUUGGAGAAGACGGAAUGUGACGGACACAUGAAAGGGGAGGAUGAACUAUCAUACGGUGGCGUCAUAUGCUGCAAUGAUGAUUUUUGUAACAGCCAUGAAAACAACAACCACCUGACGCCAGCACCAACUGAAACUGCAGCAACCAGAUCUCAGCCUGUGACUACAAUUAGGACUGGGAACUUGCUAUGUAAAACGUGUGCCAGUAUUCAACAGCCAAGCUUCUGCCAGAGCGAGACACAGUGUGGACCCGAUCAGUAUUGUUCAGUGAGAAGAGUCUUCAGAUUUGGAUUGACCUUCUAUAGUCUUGGAUGUGAAGAGAAAACGGAGUGUGAAGACCACAUGACGACUUUGGGCGAAGGAGGAUUCCGCUGUUGUAAUGAAGAUCGCUGUAACGCUAACUUCAACCCUGUGACUGGCACAACAACACCAACAGCAAUUACAAUUCCUGCAUCUCCUGAAACGUCAUCAGUACCAACAACGACGUCUUCUCUUCCCCCUUCAACAACCAUCAGAACAGGGACCCUUAUAUGUCAAACGUGUGAGAUUGUUCAACAACCAACCUUUUGCCAGAGAGAGACAGAGUGUGGUCCAGAGCAGUAUUGCUCAGUAAGAAGAGUCUUCAAAUUUGGAAUUAUCUUCUAUGAACUUGGAUGUGAGGAGAAAACGGCGUGUGAAGACCACAUGACGACUUUGGGUGAAGCAGGGUUCCGCUGUUGUAAUGAAGAUCGCUGUAACGCUAACGUCAACCCAAAGAAACCUUCUUCUCUAACCCCGAUGGCCCCUGACAUAAUGAACACGAACCAGUCUGUAAACGUCAUCGCGGGGAAAACUGUUCUUCUGUUGUGUAAUGUAACCGGCAACCCUGAGCCAUCGGUCACGUGGACAUAUGAUAAACAGGUGAGCCCAAAUGCCCACCCAAAAGGAUCAACGCUGGCGAUAUCGUCCGUUAACGAGAAAAACGAAGGGCAAUACAGAUGUGUCGCAAACAACGCAUUAGGAACAAUGGAGGGCACUAUCCACCUGCAUGUCAUAGAACCAGUUUUUGUGAAGGUGGAGCCUCCCAUAGUGGUCAUCAGUCCCGGGAUGAGUGGAGUCAGGUUGAAAUGCGUGGGAGAAGGGAUACCUGCACCUAAGGCUACCUUGAGUAGACUCGGCGGAGACAUCACCGCUGACAGGUUCUAUGGCCACGUGAAUCCUGCUGAGAUAUUGCUGGUGAGGAUCACAGAGGCCAACAUGUUGACGUACGAUGGUGUCUAUGUCUGUAACGCUACAAAUGGGCACACAUCAGCUUCAGCCUAUCAGAUAGUUGCAGGCAACAUAACAAGAAUGCUCGGGGAGAACAUUGCUUUUAAUAAUAUCAGCACCACGCCACUGAAAGCAUUCCAUGCCCUUUGUCUACCUGGACAACCGCAGACUGACGCAUCUCCCACCACUACUGAGUUUGAUCUGGGUGAGCUGAUUUGUACUUCAGCAAGAAAAGUUGGUCUUAUUGAUACAGAUGCUGGCUCGGUCACGUGGCUUAUCAGACCUGAUGGCAAGGCACAGUUCUUAAAUGGAUCCAUGAGUGUGGACCUUGAACAAGUAAACACGUCAACGACUCCAGCUUCCCUUGUAUCAUCAGCAACAACAUCUUCUCCCCUUCUAGCCCCCGACAUAUUAAACACAAACCAGACUGUGAACGCCAUCCUUGGAGAAACGGUUCUUCUGUUCUGUAACGUGAGCGGCAACCCGACCCCAUCCGUCACCUGGGAAUAUGAUAAAUCGGAGAACCCAAAUGCCCAUCCCAAAGGAUCAACGCUGGCCAUAUCGUCCGUAAACGAGAAAAACAAAGGAAUGUACAGAUGUGUCGCAAACAACACACAAGGAACCAAGGAAGGCAUUGUCAACCUACAUGUCAUAGAGCCAGUUUCUGUGAAAGGGGAGCCUCCCAUCGUGGUCAUCAGCCCUGGAAUGAGAGCACUUAGGUUGAAAUGCGUGGGAGAAGGGAUUCCUCCACCUUCCGUUACCUUGAGUAAAUAUGGCGAAGACAUCACCGCUGAUAAGUUGUAUAAGCACUUGGGUCCUGCCGAGAUACUGAUCAUGGGGAUCACAGAGGCCAGCGUGAUGAAGUAUGAUGGUGUCUAUGUCUGUAACGCUACAAAUGGGAAUACAUCAGCUUCAGCCUACAAGAUAGUGCCGUUUGUCCUCCUGGACACAAGCAGCCGGACGCAUCUCCCAUCACUACUGAGUUUGAUCUGCAAGGAAAGUGGGUCUUCUUCAUACGGAUGCUGGUACUAUCACAUGGCUGAUCAGUUGAGCCCCAAUGCCCACCCCAAAGGAUCAACGCUGGCGAUAUCGUCCGUAAACGAGAAAAACGAGGGAACAUAUAGAUGUGUCGCAAACAACACACUUGGAACCAAGGAGGGUGUUGUCAAUCUGCAUGUCAUAGAGCCAGUUUCUGUGAAAGGGAAGCCUCCCAUUGUGGUCAUCAGCCCUGGAAUGAGAGCACUUAGGCUGAAAUGCGUGGGAGAAGGGAUUCCUCCACCUUCCGUUACCUUGAGUAAAUAUGGCGAAGACAUCACCGCUGAUAAGUCGUAUCGAUACUUGGGCCCUGCCGAGAUACUGAUCAUGGGGAUCACAGAGGCCAACGUGCUGAAGUAUGAUGGUGUCUAUGUCUGUAACGCUACAAAUGGGGAUACAUCAGCUUCAGCCUACCAAAUAGUUGCAAGCAAUGUUACCAGGACACUUGGGGAGAACGUUACCUUUAAUAACGUCAGCACCACGCCAUUAAAAGCUUUCCAUGCACUGUGUCCAUCAGGCCUCACAGGACCAGAUGGCUCUCCAGUCACUCAUGAGUUUAACCUAGAUGAAGCUAUAUGCACUUCGGCCAGAAUGGUGGGCCUCAUUGACAGAAAUCCAGGCCUGUACAAAAUCCUUGUCAUCACUGGCAAGUACAAGUAUGCAUGUUUCCUCACUAUCUACUUCAGCAUCGAUUUCUCAAGUAAUGACUGCUCCCUCAUCUACGCUGAUAUCAUCACACGCAAGUGCAGGUACCUUGGAUUCCUCAAAGGCAACAUCCUCAUCUGA